This is a messenger RNA of Pochonia chlamydosporia 170, 990 nucleotides long. Its product is annotated as chitin synthase export chaperone. The record is from RefSeq and is a predicted model, not a curated record. The transcript is spliced from 4 exons. Lineage: Eukaryota; Fungi; Ascomycota; Sordariomycetes; Hypocreales; Clavicipitaceae. Gene Ontology annotation, cellular component: endoplasmic reticulum membrane. Gene Ontology annotation, biological process: protein folding. Bases 1 to 990 code for a protein of 329 amino acids.
AUGGGGUCGACUGACUUUGGAAACUUCGACGACUUCUGCAAGGACUCCACCUUGCCGGUGUGUAAUGUGAGUCAAAUUCGAAAUAUCCCAGGCAACCUGAUGAGCUAUCAUUACUGGCGAUUGCUGUCCCGAGGGGCCAUUCCACUGAUUUCCAUUACGUUGCAGCUAUUUUCGGGUCCUCGACACGACCAAAAUGGUCCUUGGGGAGGAUGCCAACUCAAAGGAAUCCCGUUAAGCAACGGCCGCCAUUUGGCUAACCUGGGCUCAAUUAUUCUCUGCGGCGCUGCCAUUGCCACUUCACUAGUGCUGCUGUUACGAUCCGAAAGAAAAAGAGCAGCUGUCGGCCGCAGGGAAAUGCAAUUAUUCCUGGCUGGAUACAUUCUUAUUAGUAUAUGCGAAAUCUUCUCAGUCGGUGGUUUUCCCCUCAAUUCAACCGCUCGAGUUGUUUUCAGUGCCAUCCACAUUGGCAUGAUCAUUGCGACCACCUGGAUACUAAUGCUCAACGCCAUCAUUGGUUAUCAGUUAAUUGAUGACGGAACUCCGCUCUCUAUGGGCCUUCUGAUACUCUCUGCCGGUGUUUUAUUUGUUGGAACUGGAUAUAUCGCUCUGGACACUGGCCUCAAGUGGACCGGCUACUGGGAUAGUAGCUAUGACCUGCCAAACCGAAACAUCGCCCUCUAUGUUUUAUACCAGCUAGUGCCGCUUAUUUUCCUUGUCGCCUUCUUCGUUUUGGAAACCAUCUUGGUCCUUCGAAUCCUCGGAGAGAUUCGGCCCAUGAUUUACCUUGCUGCUGCUGCUGUACUUUUUGCCAUUGGCCAAGUAUUCAACUAUGCCAUUAGCAAGUACAUUUGCGAUGGCACCAGCGGCAAGAUUGAUGGAGCCUUAUUUGAGACACUCUUUACUCUGCUCUCCGUUGUGGCCGUUUGGAUCUUCUGGUCCAGCAUUACCGAAGACGACUGGCCCAUGCAACCCAGUGGUCAGUACGACUGA